Messenger RNA from Lathyrus oleraceus (garden pea), 867 nucleotides. RefSeq lists its product as uncharacterized. Lineage: Eukaryota; Viridiplantae; Streptophyta; Magnoliopsida; Fabales; Fabaceae. Bases 1 to 867 code for a protein of 288 amino acids. The transcript has a single exon. The record is from RefSeq and is a predicted model, not a curated record.
AUGGAAGACGUCAUGAUUGAUACUGGCAGACCCCUGAAUGCUCGCAAUCUGAAGAGCAUGGGAAUCAUUUAUCAAGUGAGAGCCAAGCCAACACUUAACACCUCCUGGGAAGCACUUAAAGAUCAGAGGGAGAUUCCCAACGGACUCUACUUAUUCUCCAAGAUCGACCCUCCAGAGGUAAUUGCUUACUAUCUAGAGGAUCUGUACAAGCAAGGAGUGGAUAUCAUAGAAUUCCAAGUGGACUGGCUACCUGAGUUUCCACCAAACUUCCAUAAGAGGAUGCGAGAGCCCUCUGAGAAGACCAAGCAGGCGAAGAAAGCUAAGCUGGGAGAAACAUUUGGAUCAAGACCUCUAGUGCCUCUGGUUGGCUCUCUAGGUAAGUCUGUAUCUCUCCCUCCCUCUGUAAAAAUUAAACCCAUUGCUUCUUCACUUUCUCAAACAAACCUUAUAUACACAACUACUGAUACUCCUCCCUCAACCACCAGAUCCUCUAACCAACCAUCUCAAAAAUUCAACCUCGCCACCACAACUCUACAUGUUUCAGAAGCAGAAAUGCUAAAUGAAACCACUUCACCAUCUUCAUCACCAUCUCCUCAAUCCCCACCUUACUACAACCUUUCAUCUGACACUGAACCUUCUGACCCUCACUCCCCCACUCUGGCUCAGCUCCAAGGCCGUGCUCUGGCCUCUCAAAAGCCAUCACAUCCUAACCCUGAACCUGAAGUCACUUCCCUACCUCCGGAAAAUCGAAACACAACCACUUUUGAACCUCAACCAUCAGCACCAACCCACUCUAAACCACAACCUUCAGAACCAAUCCACCCUAAAUCACAACCAUCUGGACCAACACACUAUGACAUACCAUAA